This is a messenger RNA of Silurus meridionalis, 1541 nucleotides long. It is a transcript of the gene nudt9, whose product is annotated as nudix (nucleoside diphosphate linked moiety X)-type motif 9. The transcript is spliced from 8 exons. Gene Ontology annotation, molecular function: ADP-ribose diphosphatase activity. The record is from RefSeq and is a predicted model, not a curated record. The coding region runs from base 89 to 1078 and encodes 329 amino acids. NCBI's taxonomy places the organism in Eukaryota, Metazoa, Chordata, Actinopteri, Siluriformes, Siluridae.
CCCUACUCGUCACCCUUCAGCUGGAGGGAGGAGUAUCGGUGCUGCUGUUCACUUCCUGGAUACUGCAGGCGGUUUUGGGAGUUUUGUAAUGAAAUCAGUGUUAGGAAACUGGGAUCGGUCUGUACACAUCGCUCUUACACUUGUAACGUUUCCUUUCGCCAUACGAGCGAGUGGAUUUUGUAAAUCCAACAACACCAGAGCUUCAAGUGUCUGUACGUUAGGUUCUGUCUCCAUGUCGCCUACAACACAUAUCAAGGCCCGUUGUACAGUGUACCCAAGUUCAGACCAACAUCGCUUCCCUGUUCCAGAUAAUAAUGUGAGCUGGGAGACUCACUGGCCCGACUACAAUCCUGUGAACUACACUGCACCAUCUGUGCUAAAGAAUCCUGAUUGGGCAGAUCCAGACAUUGGUUCUUUUUCUCCACGGUUUAAUUCACUUGAUGGGCCUGUGGAUAGGCGGAGCCAUGAAGGAGAUUACAGCAUACAGGAUGGCCGUCCACUUAACCCCAGAGGAAGAACUGGUCUGAAUGGGCGAGGCCUUCUUGGCAGGUGGGGGCCUAACCAUGCUGCAGAUCCCAUAGUUACCAGGUGGAAGCGGGACUCUUCAGGCAAGAAUGUUUUUCAUGCCGUCUCUAAACGACCUGUGCUGCAGUUUGUGUCAAUUAAGAGGAAAGACUGUGGAGAAUGGGCCAUCCCAGGGGGCAUGGUCGACCCAGAAGAGUUGGUGUCUCUGACCCUUCAGCGAGAAUUCUCAGAGGAGGCUUUGAACUGUCUCCAAGCUUCUCUGGAAGAGCGCAAAAAUAUCCACGAGCGGAUCUCAAAGCUGUUCAGUUCACCUGGUUUUCAGGUGUAUAAAGGUUAUGUAGAUGAUCCAAGAAACACAGACAAUUCCUGGAUGGAAACAGUUGCUGUAAACUUUCAUGAUGAAACGGGCGACAGUGUGAGCGAGCUGCCUCUGGAAGCAGGUGAUGAUGCAGGACAGGUGAGCUGGCAUGACGUGGAUUCUUCUCAGCCACUGUAUGCCAGUCACUCACUUUUUCUCCAGAGAGUAGCAGAGGAAAGACAAGCACACUGGUAACAGGAAGGAAACAGCAAAAUGCUUUUGGGGAUGCAAUAAAAUAAAUAUCAUGCUUGAACCCAGUUAUGAUUCUUUGUACAUAUUAAUUAUAAAUAACCAAGAUUGUGCAGCGUUGCCUGGAUUUUCAUCCUUGUUUUUAAAAAAAUAUAUUAAACAGCAUUAUUCUUGAAGUACUUACCUACAGAAAGAAACACUCAGGCGGUUCUGACUGGUUUUUGACCAAUGCAAUUCAAUCGACAGCAGUUUCAGUCUGAAUUUGUAUAAUUAAAGUCAAAACACACCCCAGUAAUCACUUUCAUGUAUUGUUAUAUGCUAUAUGUGUGAACGUGUUUUUUUUUUUUUUUUUUUUUAGAAACUAGAAAUAAUCAUUCAACUUUGUUUGCUUUGUUUCAUUGAAGCCUUUUUAUUUCAGUUGUGCAUGUCAGAAUGCAGAAGGAAAAAAUAAAUGUACAUGUGGUGUCCA